CAACAUGAAGGGCAGCCUCCGGUCCAUUCGUCUUGCUGAUCGCCUCCUGCAGCUGGUCGUCCUGGCUGCCUUCUGCUCCAGUGCGCUCGCUGACGUGUAUGAGCCCGACGUGGACAAGGUCGUGACGCUGUUCGAGAAGGACGACAACCUCGGCAAUUCCACGACCGUAUACUGGCACCAAGCGAACCUGGCCGAGGACUGGGCCAGCGUCAACCAGAAAGGCAUCUGGAUCUACUACAGCGAGGCGAACUACAAGGGCGCCAACGUGACCGCAGUCUUUGGGGAGGAUCUGUCCAUCAACAUCAGGCAUCCGCUCCGGUCGAUGAGGUACGUCGGGAACAGCCGCUUCAACACCCUUCCCGCCGUCGUGCUGUACAGUGAGCCUUGGUUCCGAGGCGCGGAAUACGUGGUGGAGGUGGGCGACGAGGACGACCUGGUGCUGAUCCCCAACUUCCGCGACAUGGGCACUUCGGCGCAGUCCCUCGUCAUCGUCGGCGCUGACUGGACGUUCUUCUCAGAGCAGAACUUCGGCGGCCCUCGCUGCCUGUGUCUGAGGCCCACCUUCUUCACCAUGACGGAGGACGACGACGGCGAGAACGUGAUGCUGAAGGCGUCCUUCUACCCCGAGCUGUCUGAGAUCGGCCAAGUGGGCAGCGUCAUGAUGUCCUGCAAGACGCCCAUGAGGCACCUGUGCCAGAAAUUGCCGGAGGAGACGGUGAAGCGCAGCCGGUGCUCGGUUCUGUCCAACACGGAGCCGAACAUGUGCCGGUAGACCUCGAGGUCCGCCGCUCCGCUCGCCCAAAGGAACCGAUACGAAAUGAUCAAAGAACCUUUAAUGGGAGAUCCGGUAGAUUAGGAGUUCCUUUGUCCGCGAGGUGAAUCAGCACUGCAUGUUGAUUCGGGAGUUGAAAGGCCACGUAUCAAACUCGAAUGCAGUUGGCCAAUGAAGGUGUUUGCAUUGUUAUCCAAUGUUCUUUGAAGAGUUAACUUGAUAUUCAGGAUUAAUAAUUAUGUUACACCUAAAAUGUAGAUAAUCAUACAGCUAUAUCCUAUAUGAUAGAGUGCUCAACAUGAACUUUUAGGAAAAUUAUGCCAAAAUAAUGAUAAAAAAGAUUGAACCAAAUUUUUCAGCUGGCCUCACUUACAGAUUAUCUUAAUAACGAACAAUGUUCUUGCAACAUAUAACACAGUCAUAGUGUAAGCAUAGGUUAUGAUAAUAAAAGCCAUAUAAACCAGGUU
Molecule: messenger RNA, 1239 nt
Organism: Penaeus vannamei (Pacific white shrimp)
Lineage: Eukaryota; Metazoa; Arthropoda; Malacostraca; Decapoda; Penaeidae
Source: RefSeq, a predicted model, not a curated record